Messenger RNA from Kogia breviceps (pygmy sperm whale), 354 nucleotides. It is a transcript of the gene FAM216B, whose product is annotated as family with sequence similarity 216 member B. The coding region runs from base 1 to 354 and encodes 117 amino acids. The record is from RefSeq and is a predicted model, not a curated record. The transcript is spliced from 3 exons. NCBI's taxonomy places the organism in Eukaryota, Metazoa, Chordata, Mammalia, Artiodactyla, Physeteridae.
AUGGACUACACAGCUCUUUGUGAAAGAAAGUCCAACAAAGACUGUGAAAGCUCUGAAUGGAAACACUCAGGAGUCCAAGUGAUAAACAGCAGCACCGAGUACAGGAUGAAGAUAGGAGGAAAACAGAAAAGACAACAAAAGCUAUGGAAUAUUCCACAGAUUCCUUGCAUUCGAGUCCCUCACUCUGUCUCUGAUACUUCACUGCUGAAGGACCUAACCCAAGGGCAGCAGCGCUACUUUUACAGCAUCAUGAGGAUUUACAAUCCCAGGGCCCAGUGGGUGGCCCUACAGACCUGCUAUGUUCAGGGCCUUCAGCAACAGCAGCUGCUUGGUGAGUUUAACUACCUGACCUGA